GUUUUACCACGCGCCGUUUAUCUGUGUCAAAUUAAAAGUCCUGUCAAAAGAUUACAUUUUCACUUUGAGAGGUUAUGCGGUUCAAUAUCGACAGCAAAACUCGUUAAUUUUUGCACGGACCAUUGCAUGUGGAGACAAAGUUAAAGAAUAUGAACUUUAAGAACAAAACGUCGUGUUGGAUAUCAGGCUCUCCUUUGUAUUUUUAACUUGUUUACGUCGAAGCGCUAGAGUUGCUGUCGAGGGGAGAAGAUCUGUAGAUCACCUGAUGCAGCCGGGUAAGCUGCAAGCGGAUGGAUGAAUGACUGAGGCAUGCUGGAUGCUGGUUACUCUCUAAUCUAGUGGGGGGAUUCAACGUGUGUCUCCUGUUACUGCUGCGCUUCCACCUCCUGUCUCCCUCCAUCGCAGUCGGUCUCCUUCGGCCUGUUAGCGGAUGAAUGCCAAAGCCUGCGAUCUUACCGUCGCCAAAAGGACUCCAUGUCUUUCUUGGACUGUUCCUGCAUCUCCCACACUCAGGUCCAGCCCUUGGACAUAGAGGAGCGCUAUGAGGACAUCAGCCACCAGCUCCUGAGCUGUGACAGUUCUGAAUACACUCUGCAAGGGCCAGCAGGUGGCGAUGACAUCACAGGGCUGUCAGCUGAGCCAGCCCACUACCAGCUGCUGUCUGAGCUGGGGAGGGGCUUCAAUAACCUCAGCCAGGUAAACAUGGCACGCCACAUCCCCACUGGCCAGCUGGUGGCCGUCAAACAAACCAACCUGGACGAGUGCACCGAGGAGGAGCUGCUGCAGCUCAUGAACGAGGUUCUGCUGUCCAGGCUGUUCCGUCACCCCAACCUGCUGACCUCUCGCCUGGUUUUCAGCUCCUGCUGCCAGCUAUGGGUCCUCACACCGCUCAUGGCCUAUGGCUCUGCAGACACCUUACUAAGAACAUAUUUCCCAGACGGAAUGAGUGAAUCCCUGAUAGCGUACCUGCUGUACGGCGUGCUGAAAGCAUUGGAAUACCUGCACCGGAUGGGCUACGUUCACCGGGGUGUGAAGGCCAGUCAUAUCCUGCUGUCAGGGGAGGGGCGUGUCUACCUCUCAGGGCUCCACAGUGUUUACAGUAUGAUGCGUGAGGGGAAGAGGAUGAGGGCAGUUUUUGACAUGCCCCACCAUAGCCCUGCCCUGUUGCCCUGGCUCAGCCCUGAACUACUGCGACAGGACCUGCACGGUUACGGAGUAAAGUCAGAUAUCUACAGUGUAGGUAUCGUUGCCUGUGAGCUGGUCAGCGGCAGGGUGCCUUUCCAGGACAUGCCCCCCACUCAGAUGCUGCUUCAGAAGCUACGCGGCUCCCACUGCUGCCUGCUGGAUGUGGCACCGUUCCCGCUGGGAGAGCUGGGGGGGCUGAAGGUGUCCCGGUCCGGGGUAGACUCCGGCAUCGGGGAGAGCGUGGCCACCGGCAGCAUGACACACAGCGCAACCGCUCCUCCUACUGACCGACCUCAGAGCCCUGCACCCAAAAACCACUCGGCCACCCUGCACAACCUGGUCCAGCUGUGUCUGCAGCAACAGCCUGAGCGCAGACCGUCAGCAUCUACACUGUUGACCCACGCCUUCUUCAAGCAGGUGAAGAGACACACCAGAGACACCUUCCUCAGCCUCAUGUACCCAGCAGUGCCCCUCACCAGCCCCGAGGACCCGCCAAUAUCCUGCCCCCCCGCCUUAUCCUGCCACAAUCCGGCGUCAACCUCCACCGACACCUCCGAGGCUGUGUGGGACUUCUCCUAACCCCAAUUCUCUGUCCCUAAAUCUCCAAAUACUGACUAGCAAGCCAAACACAAGACAAUCGAAGCAAAGCAAUGAGGUCAAGUUCUACUGUGCUUUUAUUUUGUAUUAUUAACCCAACUCUCUGAGCCUUUUUUGAGUAGUUUUGGAGGUAUUUUAUAUGUUUGUCUGACGAAUACAUUGAGUUUGGGUCAUGGGUUGGUGACAAGACUGUGAAAGUGCUGGAUCAAAGACGCUGCUCUGCUCAUUUAUAAAGGAUCUAUGAUGACACUAUUGAACUUUCAACAACUCACAUGACUAAAGACUGAUCCGUUGAGUAAUAAUCACGCACUUCCUCUGAGAUAAAGGGCAACUAUGAGUGAAAGUCCACCCAGAAAAUACUUUGUUAAAAACAGCUAGUUGUGCUAAACAGUAUAUGUUGUUUUUACGGACAUUGUUAUCUGUAUCUGAAAUAAAUAAGUAAAUAUAAUUAAAAAGUAAAAUCCUAAUAGGUACUGACAAAAUAACCCCUGAAGUCUAAGUGACUAUGCUCAGGUGGAUUUUUCAUUUACAGUGUAAUGUAUUCAGACUGAAUAGUAAAUACUGAGAUGGCUAUGUAAAAAGAGCACAUGAGCAGUAGAAUACAUCUUGUGUCCCAUGAAGGACUUAGAAACCAUCAGCAGAAACAGUAGAUUCCCUGCCUUUGUCGUCAGUGAUUCGCCAAAAGAAUAUUUCUACUGUGCUGGGUGACCACUUCUCCAACAAUGCCUUUGUUUUAAUGAAACCUGCAUUCUGAAUAUGGUGAUCCAUCUGUAACUGUGAUUAAGUGUACUGUAUAUGAGAACUGUGAUCUACGGUACAUAUCAAACAUGGUAGCUGUAUGAGCCUUAUAUAUAUAUAUAUAUAUAUAUAUACACAUUAUAAUUAUAUAUAUAUAUAUAUAUAUAUAUAUAUAUAUACAAUAUUUGAUUUCUAAACUUACUGUUAGCCUUGUUUGAUUACCAGCUGCGACAGAGACGCUGGUAUUGUUUUCACUGUGUGUGUGUGUGUGUGUGUGUGUGUGUGUGUGUGUGUGUGUGUGUGUGUGUGUGUGUGUGUGCGCCACAGAGGCGCUUUUAAGAACUUUGCCAGCUGUUUAUAUUUUUUGUCUCUCUUUAGACAGAUUUUGUCAUUGCAAUAGUGUCACAACCAUGCAAGAUGCAGUCACUACAAGCAUUAAACUACAAGCAGUCUACUAGUAAAAGCCUCUAGUUACCUGUA
Sander lucioperca (pikeperch) is the source of this 3000-nucleotide messenger RNA. It is a transcript of the gene stradb, whose product is annotated as STE20 related adaptor beta. The coding region runs from base 475 to 1764 and encodes 429 amino acids. Gene Ontology annotation, molecular function: protein serine/threonine kinase activator activity; ATP binding; protein kinase activity. NCBI's taxonomy places the organism in Eukaryota, Metazoa, Chordata, Actinopteri, Perciformes, Percidae. The transcript is spliced from 12 exons. The record is from RefSeq and is a predicted model, not a curated record. Gene Ontology annotation, biological process: protein phosphorylation.